GUUAUGGCCAUCCAGGUAAUUGGGCAGGCAUCUGGAGGAGGAGGGCUGUUCCCUGGCAGCGGCAACAUCGGCAUGGCCUUGUCUAACGACAUGUAUGAUUUGCACGGCCUCUCUAAAGCAGAACUAGCCGCCCCGCAGCUCAUCAUGCUGGCAAACGUGGCCCUCACUGGGGAAGUCAAUGGCAGCUGCUGUGAUUACCUGGUUGGCGAAGAAAGGCAGAUGGCGGAGUUGAUGCCUGUCGGGGAUAACAACUUCUCCGACAGUGAUGGGGAGGGACUGGAGGAGUCUCCUGAAAUAAAAGGUGAGCCCAGUGGACUGCGCAACGUGGAGCUUCAAAGUUUGGAACUCAGUGUGGUAGAACCGCAGCCUGUGUUUGAUGUGUCCGCCGCCCCAGAAGUUUACACCGCAAAUAAAGAAGUCCCCCCGGAAGCACCUGGAGCAGAGGACAAGUGCAAGAACCUGAAGACCAAACCCUUCCGAUGUAUGCCGUGCCAGUAUGAAGCCGAAUCCGAGGAGCAGUUUGUACAUCACAUCCGAGUUCAUAGUGCCAAGAAAUUUUUUGUGGAGGAGAGCGCAGAGAAGCAGGCAAAAGCAAGGGAAUCUGGCGCAUCCACAGGUGAAGAGGGGGAUUUCUCCAAGGGUCCCAUUCGCUGUGAUCGCUGUGGCUACAAUACCAAUCGAUAGGAUCACUACACCGCUCACUUAAAACACCACACGAGAGCCAGGGAUAAUGAGCGAGUGCACAAGUGCAUAAUCUGCACCUACACCACAGUAAGCGAGUAUCACUGGAAGAAGCACUUGGGAAACUAUUUUCCAAGGAAAGUGUACACAUGUGGAAAAUGCAACUACUUUUCAGACAGAAAGAACAAUUAUGUUCAACAUGUUCGAACGCACACAGGAGAACACCCAUAUAAAUGUGAACUGUGUCAUUAUUCAAGUUCUCAGAAGACUCAUCUAACUAGACAUAUGCGUACUCAUUCAGGUGAGAAGCCAUUUAAAUGUGAUCAGUGCAGUUAUGUGGCCUCUAAUCAGCAUGAAGUAACCCGCCAUGUGAGACAGGUUCACAAUG
Messenger RNA from Sorex fumeus (smoky shrew), 1069 nucleotides. Its product is annotated as RE1-silencing transcription factor-like. Lineage: Eukaryota; Metazoa; Chordata; Mammalia; Eulipotyphla; Soricidae. Gene Ontology annotation, cellular component: nucleus. The record is from RefSeq and is a predicted model, not a curated record. Gene Ontology annotation, biological process: regulation of gene expression.